CGCAUAUAACAGCAUCAAACCGAUCAUAAUUUACUCAGAACUCGGACGUCAUAUGACAUUUGCAAAAUGCUAAAAGUGUAUGUGUUUUUGUGCAUCUCAAAAGUUGUAUUAGCACAAAACCUUGGUGCUUUUCAAGAAGUCUUCGCUUGGAAACAAGUUACAUAUGACAUAAAUGGAAUACAGUUAUUACAAGAUCGAUACGGCGAUGUUGAAAAUGAGCGUAUGAAAAGAGAGACAGACAGACUCGUUUUCUCCACCGCGGAGGAGCAGAACUCGAAUCAAGGACCCGUGACAACUCCGCCUGAUACAAAUGCUGACGCGACAAAAUUCUUCAUACAAUACAACAAUGUGCCCAUGGGCGCCGAGAAAGUCGGACAUCGAUUAUUCGUGGCAUUCCCUCGACGUAGAUAUGGAAUACCAACCACCUUGAACUACAUAGAUUUGAACGAUCAAAAUGGCCGAUCACCAGCCCUGAAACCCUAUCCGAACAUAUAUAAAGGCAGAUCUCUUAUAUCUGUUUAUCGGACACGAGCAGAUACAUGCGGAAGGCUGUGGAUGGUAGAUACUGGGUUACUGGAGUUACCGGUUGUAGCUAAUCGUCGACAGUUGCAGCCGCCAGCCAUAGUUGUAUACGACCUGAAGACGGACCAGGAGAUCUUUAGGUAUACCUUCAAGGAAUCGGAUAUCCCUUCAGCAAGUACUCCUACAGGCCUUGCAUCAAUAACAGUGGAUAUAACAAACAACUGCGCAGACGCAUUCGCUUAUAUCCCGGAUUUGACAACGAAUGGUAUCAUUGUGUAUUCGCUAAGAGACAAUGAUAGCUGGCGAAUCACCCAUAACUACUUCAAUUUCAACCCAUUGUCUGAAAAUUUGAGGGUUUCUGGCGAAUACUUCCAAUGGAGCGACGGCAUAUUCAGCAUCGCCCUAUCACCAGCCGUCUCUGGAUGCAGAACAGCAUAUUUCCACCCUCUCAUCAGCACACAAGAGUUCUCUAUUUCCACCUGCCUGUUGAAGAAUAGAACAGCGAGCAGCGAUCGUUACUUCUUCGAUAAGUUAACUUACUUAGGCGAGCGAGGAUCUAACAGUCAAUCCACAAUGCAUGACUACCAUGAACCCUCGAGAGUACUGUUCUUCGCUGACAUAGGAAGGGACGCCAUCUCGUGUUGGAAUACGGAAAGAAAGUUGGAACCGCAAAAUGUUGCUAUUUUGGCGCAGGAUAACGAAAGAAUGAGUUAUCCCUCUGAUUUGCAUGUCACAGACAACGAAGUUUGGGUGAUAGCGAAUAAACUACCAAGAUUUGGCUACACCUCACUAGAUACAAAUGAAUAUAACUUCUUUAUUUACAAAGCCAAUGUAAGGGACCUUUUAUUGGGUACUGUUUGUGAAUAAACAGUUUUUGGACUCCUACGCCUACGCAGAUGGAAACGCAUUAAAAUUGGUCUCGCUGUUUUAGUAAAAGAAAUAUUUUGUAUAUUUGUAAUAUGAAAAUUAAACGCUAUACAUUCA
This is a messenger RNA of Pieris napi, 1506 nucleotides long. RefSeq names its product L-dopachrome tautomerase yellow-f2-like (gene Y-fa). The transcript has 11 exons. The coding region runs from base 67 to 1389 and encodes 440 amino acids. NCBI's taxonomy places the organism in Eukaryota, Metazoa, Arthropoda, Insecta, Lepidoptera, Pieridae. Gene Ontology annotation, cellular component: extracellular region. The record is from RefSeq and is a predicted model, not a curated record.